Phalacrocorax carbo (great cormorant) is the source of this 2251-nucleotide messenger RNA. The record is from RefSeq and is a predicted model, not a curated record. NCBI's taxonomy places the organism in Eukaryota, Metazoa, Chordata, Aves, Suliformes, Phalacrocoracidae.
GUCUGAGUGGCGGGGACUGAUGCACGACCCCUGCACGGGCCCCGCCGAGCGGGCAGGGAGGGCGGGCGGAUCGGGACGGGCCCGCCCGCCGUCCCUACCCGCUCGCCGGGGCGGAGGCCAGGCAGCACCGCCUCCCCGAGGCGGGAGGCUCUGGCGGUGGCGCACGGCGAUGCGGUUCCCCGGUGGGACGCCGCCAGCCCGGUUCUUCCUCGCCCUUUGCGUCUGGAGGCUGGUGCCGCGCCGGGAGGCCGCAGGAACAGAGGAGGUGGUCUUUGGGAAGGUUGGGGGAAGCAUCCUCCUUUUAUGCCGAAAUGUCUCCAAAGAAGCGACCGAGGUGGUCUGGUUUCAAGGGGAUCCACACUCUUUCCCCCCACUCUUCUCCUCGAGGGUCACCUUGCCCCCAGACGUCCGUUUCUCCCUGGUUGACAACAGCUCCCUGCGCAUCACAGAGCUGCGCCUGCAGGACGAAGGCAACUACACCUGCAAGGAAGUGCUGAACAAGACGGACCAUGAGCACAGGGUCCAGCUCCUGGUAGCCAAUCCACCGCACUCAACCCCAAAGUGCUGGGCUGAGACUUCCUUGCCAGGGCUGAUGCUGCAGCUGUUUUGCAGCUGGCCUGGGGGGUACCCCCACCCCACCCUGCACUGGAGAGAAGAGGGGCACGACCUGGAGAACUCAAGCUGGAUCAUCAGCUCCACAAGCUCCUCGGACACCCACGUGGAAACACUGAACAGCUCCCACCUCUCCCACCGCAAAGUGUUCAAGUGUGUCGGGAGCCAUGUUGUCAAGCAGGAGGAGCCUGCAUGCACUGUGGAGAUAAAAAUCCCUUCACUGGAAUCAGAGCCCCCAAAAACCUGCUUUGUGGGUGACAAUGUGACCCUGACAUGCCGUGUGACUGAGAGCACCCCGGCAGCGAGGCUCACCUGGCUGAGGAGCAUCACCCAGCCAGAGGUGGAGAUCCAGCCCGGAGGGAGGUACCUCAUCGCCCAGGAGGGCAACGUGUCCCGGCUUACCAUCCAGAACUGCUCCCAGGGCACCGACGGGGGCUGUUACGUCUGCAAGGCGCAGAACCCCGUGGGGCUGAGGGAGUUGUUCGUCUGCCUGACGGUGAAGCAGCCGGUGAACAUUGUUGGGGUCGUGGGUGCAGUGGUGGUCCUGUCCCUGCUGGCUAUUCUCACCGUCACCGGGGUCGUCUUGUACUACAAUCCUCUCCUGUGCCUGAGAGGUGCUGCAUUCAGGUUAGUGUGGAUUUUGCCCAGCCCAGUCCGCGUGGCCUCGCUAGUCCACCUCCCGGCAGUGGUGAUCUCCCUGUGGGGUGGGGAAUCCACCUCAGCGGCAGGAGCAAAGCUGUUCGUAUGUGGGAGCUGUGCCUCCCACAGUGGCGGGCAUGACUGAGACUUGGUGAGGGUGUGGGAGCAGGAGGAUGAAGGGAGAGGAAAGCAUCAUCAGGAGUGGCAUCACUUUGGGAUGCGCAGGGAUGGUGCUGGAAACAUUAGUGUGGAGGGGGCUGUGCGGGAGAGCUGUUCCUUGGCACAGGUGAGCCCAAAACUUGGAGAGUAAAUAGAAAUGGCCAUCUCUGCCGCUCUGUGUGGGUGUUUGCCCGUGUCCUUCCCCUCUCAGGAGGGAUGUCUGACAGCUGCAUGUGAACAAGUGCCUUCCUGGGGUUCAGGUGCACCAACUUCUUCUCUGCUUGCUGCUCGCACCCCUCCUGGCCCCUCUCCCUUCCGUUGGUCCUGUUCCUACAGCUGUGGUGCUGCGGCAUGGGAAGACUCUUUUCUGAGUGCCUUUGUUUCCCCAUCUUUGUUUCCCCCAUGGGAGGGGAGAAUAACUCCACUCGGGAGGGGCUCAUGCAGUUUAGUGCAGGAAUAUUCGUUAAGUGGUCGGAGGACUUUGGAGGACGCGUGGGAAGCAACGCGGAAUGCCAUUGGUGGUGUGGCUGCUGGCAGGGUCCGAAACCAGCUGUUCUUUGAACACGGUUAGUGCAGGGUUGGAAGAGUCCAUCAAAAGCGGUUGUUUCGGUGUAGAGUGUUGUCAAAGCCUGAGGAGGCACAGGCUGGAGAGAGGGGUCAGGACGGGCUGUCCUCAGCCUUUCAGCCCACCUCCGCUUGCUCUGCUGUUCACAGGAAUCAAGACUCAGGUGAUGUCUUAGUGCUGGUGGACUCAGAAGACGAGGAUGAGGGGAAGGGGGAAGAGGAGACGGUGAGCAGCUCCACCAAGCACGAGGCGAUGGUGCUGGUCGAUGGGAACAGC